AUGUCGGCCACAAGACAGAGCGAGAGGCCUACCCCGCAAAGUACACCCCACGCUUCCGACGUCAAUACCCGCAAGAAGGUUCAUAACCCAACUACCGUAAAACGCUGUAAACCGUGGGACCAACUGGGGGGGCGAAGAGCGGUUCGACACCCAGCCAGCCGAUACCGCGGUGCGACGAGAUGCACAACGAGACCCCAGCGAGCAACCCAGCAAAGGUCACAACUACAGCCGGAAAAGUGGAAAGGGACUCCUGCAAAAGCAAUCGAGGAACCGACCUACCUGCCAGUGCCUAGGAGCUUUGCCAUGCAGGACUACCACUCACUCCUGGACUGUACCCAGUACCCGAUAGGCAUUGGCUGA
Pelobates cultripes (western spadefoot toad) is the source of this 360-nucleotide messenger RNA. The record is from the annotation of a GenBank genome assembly. NCBI's taxonomy places the organism in Eukaryota, Metazoa, Chordata, Amphibia, Anura, Pelobatidae.